This is a messenger RNA of Parnassius mnemosyne (clouded apollo), 2463 nucleotides long. The record is from the annotation of a GenBank genome assembly. Lineage: Eukaryota; Metazoa; Arthropoda; Insecta; Lepidoptera; Papilionidae.
AUGGCGGACGACGACUUUAGUAAAUUGCUACAACAAGCCGAACAAUUAACUACUGAAAUCGAAGGAAAUGAGGAAUUACCCAGAGUUGAACGAUCUUUGGGUCAGGUUCUUGAGGCAUCACAAGAACUAUAUUCCAGAGUUAUCCAAUCUGGUGUUAAUGAUAUCCAGGCACAUCUUUUGUUUGGAUCAAAAGGCAUCGAUCUGCAACAGAUAUCUCAAAAGUUAGAAACACUGAGUUCAAAACGAACAUUUGAACCGCUUCAACCUAUUGCGGAUUCAGAUGUUGAAAGUUUCUUGAAAAAUGAAAGAGAAAAUGCUAUUUUAUCACUUAUUGAUGAGGUUAAUAAAAAUUCACUACAAACAACAGAAGACCAAAAAUGGGAACACAUGCUCUCUGAAUGGAACAAAGAAAAAUUAAAACUCAUGAAUGCAAUGAUAGGGCCAUCACAGAACUGGCUGGACCUUAAAAGAACACCUGAACCUCCCAGUAUUGCUGACACUCCAAAGAAGUUUGGCCAUUCUAUGCUAGAUAACAUAGAAGCUGCAUAUGCUCGACAAGUGCAUCAGUAUAACAAAUUAGUAUUUCAAGGAUCUAAGUCAAGAACGGUGUUACAUCAGAAGUUUGCCCAAGUUGCUGAGGAGUUAAAUGACAUGAAAGUCAAAGAAAUGUGGGAGAUUAUUAAAACGAUGGCAAACAUACCAGCGCUUGUUAGGGAUGAAGAUCCAUUAAAAGCUAGAGGAAAUCCUACUAUUCAACAGUGUUUGAUAGCUCAAGGAAAGAAAUAUUUAGAGAAAAGGUACAAGCAAUACAUGAGUGAUGUGGUACGUGCAAACCCUGCUGCAGCGAUGAGAGGUGGCGAACCUGGGACUUAUCCUUUAGUACGAGGCUUUGUAGGACUUCGUCUUCAGGGUCAGAGUAGUCAAGGCCUAACAGACGGUGUGGUUGAUGAUCGGCCCCUUUGGCCUAUGAUAUACUAUUGUCUGAGAAGCGGAGAUGCCAAUGCUGCCUUGCAUUGUUUACGAAAAGCAGGUCGUGAUCACGAGGAAUUUAUAGCAGCUCUUGAGGAACAUAUCAGAAACCCAGAAAAGUCACUGAGUGAAAAAUUGCAGACAGCCAUUAAUUUUCAAUAUAGAAUACAAGUGCGAAACUCCACAGAUCCGUACAAAAGAGCAGUAUACUGUGUUGUAGGUUGUUGCGACGUUAGUGAUGAGCACUCGGAGGUAGCGCGCACAGCAGACGAUUACCUUUGGUUGAAACUAUCAAUUAUAAAGUCUCGUCCUAAUAACGAACCAGAACCUUUUACAUAUUCCGACUUACAAAAAUUGAUUUUGGAAGAAUAUGGAGAAACACAUUAUCAUGCUUAUGAAAAACCACUUGUAUAUUUCCAAGUAUUAACUUUGACUGGACAAUUUGAACCAGCUAUUGAGUUCUUGUCGCGAAUUCCAAGGUAUCAAGUACAUGGUGUCCAUAUGGCUUUGGCUCUUCAUGAUCUUUACAUGCUGGGUACACCACGGAAUGUUCAAGCUCCCUUAUUAUCUGUUGACACAGAUGAUCCACCCCCACUUCGGAGAUUGAACUUAGCAAGAUUGCUUCUACUUUAUGUGAGAAAAUUUGAACUUUCCGAUCCCUCAGAUGCUUUACACUAUUAUUUCUUCCUAAGGAAUCUAAAGGACCCCAGUGGUAAAAAUUUAUUUAUGUGUUGCUGUACAGACCUUGCAUUAGAAAGCCGGGAUUAUGAAUUACUAUUUGGUCGAAUGGAUCCUGUGACAGGAUUAAGCAGUCCUGGUUUAUUAGAUCAGUUUAAUAACCCUCACAUAGAGAGUAAGGUGAUUGCUCUGAAUGUAGCGGAACAAUUGGUAAAUAAAGGUCUUUUUGAAGAUGCUAUUACAGUAUAUGAUAUUGCUGGGAAUAUGGAAAAGGUGCUGGAACUAUUUUGUGUGCUUCUUGCCCAAGUGGUGAAUAGCGGUGGGGGCGCUAGUGGAUUACGACAACGUUUAUCUUUGUUAGCUGAACACGUAUCCCGACGUCUACGAUAUGCCGAUACCACUGCAUUACCGGCAUCGCUAGUUGAAGCUUACACUAAGCUGUGCAAACUUAUGACAUUCUUUGAUCAGUUCCAUAGUGAAAAUUAUGAAGGAGCUCUUGAGACGUUGCGCGAAUGCGAGCUGGUGCCGCUGAGCGGCGCGGAGCUGGAGGCGCGCGUGGCGGCGGCGCGGGCGGCGCGCGGCGAGCUGCUGCGCAGCCUGCCCGCCGUGCUGCGCGCGCUCUGCACCAUCCUGCUGGCACAGCGCCAGCGCCUUCGCGCCGCGCACGACCACAACACACCCCACCAAACCACCAAGCAUGUGGAAUGGCUGCGAGAACAGGCAGAAGUUCUUAAUACUUUUGCUGGCAACAUUGCUUACAGAAUGCCAGGAGACACUUACAGCCAGUUAGCUCAGAUGCAAAUUUUGAUGCAUUAA